AUGUGUAUGUAUUAUCUUGCAACUCGUGCAUUAAAUGAGCGACAUACAGCUGAUUAUAUAUCGGAAAAUCUGCUUGAUAUUUUGAAAAAAUGGGAUAUUCCACUCACCAAAAUUCGUGCGGCUGUAACAGAUAAUGCUAGUUCAAUGUUGGCUGCCAUACGAAUGUCUCUUGGCGAAAAAAAACAUUUACCGUGUUUUGCGCAUACUAUAAAUCUUGUAGUUGAAGAGGCAUUAAAGUUAUCUAGUGUUAAUUCAGCUAUUAUAAAAGUACGAGAAAUUGUUAAUUGGAUAAAAAAUAUGUCGGAUAAGCUACGAAAAAUCCAAAUGCGUAAUAAUGUUUCGGAAGAAUCAGUUUUAAAACUUAUUGAAGAUAUAAGAACUAGAUGGAACUCAACUUUUUUUAUGUUAGAGCGAUUCCUUAAGUUAAGAAUAGUAAUAUCAGAAAUUGUAAUUGAGAGUGAGGCUCCAAAUUUGCCAAGUGCUGUGGAAAUGGAAACUUUGAAUGAGCUUACAGCUGUUUUGAAGCCUUUUGAAUACGUAACAAGAGAAUCAUCCGGCCAAAAGUAUGUAACAAUCUCCAAAAUUAUACCAAUGCUUAAUUGCUUAACUACGAAACUGAAUAGUAUAACUCCAAACUCUGCUAUCGUAAAAGAAUGUAAGGAUGUUUUAUUGAGAGAGCUGAAAAGGAGGUAUGGGAUGAUUGAAUUAAACGACCAUGCGGCCAUUGCUACACUUUUAGACCCAAGGUUUAAAAACUUGCAUUUCCAAGACCCCUCUGCAUGCGGAAGGGCUAUUCAAAAACUUAGAACCAUGGUUGUCGGACAAUUAAGUAGCCCAAGUGAGUCAGAAGAUGAUGUCUCAUCUAUUGCACCACCUGAAUAUGAUUUUUGGAAACAUCAUAAGGAGUUAGCACAUGGACACAAGAAGAAAAAGAAAUCUCAUCAGGGAGAUGAAGUUUCUCUUUAUUUAUCAAAUGCAGUAGUUUCUCUUAAAAGCAACCCAUUUGCAGAAUGGGACGACAUGAAAUUUGUUUUUCCUUGUCUGUACAAGUAUGCACAGCAGUAUUUAAUAGUUGUGGCAACGUCAGUUCCGAGCGAGUGCCUCUUUUCCAAAGCCGGUGCUACAAUGUCUCACACAAGGAACAGAUUGUCUCCGAAAUACCUGGAACAGGUACUGUUUUUGGGCAAUCUAGAUUUCAAAGAGUUUUUUGUUUAA
Molecule: messenger RNA, 1215 nt
Organism: Parnassius apollo (apollo)
Lineage: Eukaryota; Metazoa; Arthropoda; Insecta; Lepidoptera; Papilionidae
Source: the annotation of a GenBank genome assembly